Messenger RNA from Formica exsecta, 1336 nucleotides. Its product is annotated as potassium channel subfamily K member 15. Gene Ontology annotation, biological process: potassium ion transmembrane transport; stabilization of membrane potential. The record is from RefSeq and is a predicted model, not a curated record. Gene Ontology annotation, cellular component: membrane. NCBI's taxonomy places the organism in Eukaryota, Metazoa, Arthropoda, Insecta, Hymenoptera, Formicidae. The transcript has 8 exons. Gene Ontology annotation, molecular function: potassium ion leak channel activity. Bases 1 to 1134 code for a protein of 377 amino acids.
AUGGAGACGGACAAACCGUCCCGCUCGUCGGGCAGCAAUCGGAGUUGGCAGCGCGCAAGUUAUCGCGGUCGCAGACGACGGAAACGCAGGCGGAAGCCAUGGGGUGAGCGGAUCGCCGACUGGACCAGGGCGCUGAUAGCCUUUCUCUUCAGCAACGUCGGUAUCGUCUGCCUAGUGGUGGGCUACACCAUUGCGGGCGCCUUCUUGUUUGGCCACAUCGAGGGUAAGGCCAACCCGGACAUUGCCGACGAAUUUAUCAGAUGUAGGAACCUGACGGCCGCCACUCUCUGGGAGUUAACUUCCAAGGAAAAUGUGUUCUCGGAGAAGCUAUGGAAAGCAAAGGUGAGGGACAUUCUCGAGAAUUAUCAGAAGAAAGUGGUGUUGGCCAUAAAAAAUGGAUACGACGGUGUGGAGGAUAAGUGGAGUUUCGCUGGCGCCUUUCUGUAUUCCCUCACUGUGAUAACGACCAUCGGUUACGGCAACAUUUAUCCCAAGACGAAAUGGGGCAAAGUCGUGACUAUAGUCAAUAUUGGUGACAUUCUGGCCAGAAGCUUCAAAUGGAUUUACGCCCGUUGCUGCCUGUGCAAGUGCCGGAGAAGACCGCACGAGUCGACGGCCGAUGCGUUGGAGAUGCCGAACGAUGAUCCGGUUGCGAAGAGAGAUCGAUGGCAGAUGGUGAACACCCACGGCGAGGAGGUAGACACGUCGAGUUUAGAAGAAACUUCGCCGAGAGACGACGAGGGCGGUGACGAGGGCGACGACGAAGGCGACGAUGAGAGCGACAGCUACGAUCCGCAGCACGUGACAGUGCCGUUAACUCUAUGUCUUGCUAUCAUGGUGGGGUAUAUCUGGGGCGGCGCGAUUCUGUUUUCGGAAUGGGAAGACUGGAACAUGCUGGAUGGUUCUUACUUCUGCUUCGUCUCUUUGUCGACUAUAGGUUUCGGCGAUAUCGUCCCGGGCGACAAGAUCUACUCUGGAGAAGGCCUCGACCUGUCUUUCAUCUUCUGUUCCAUGUACCUGAUGCUCGGAAUGGCGUUGAUUGCCAUGUGCUUUAAUCUCAUGCAAGAGGAAGUAAUGGCGAAGGUGCGCGCUCUGAUACGCAUCAUCAAAUACAUCUUCAGAUGUGAGAGAUGACGAAGUUAUCGAGACCGCGAUCCUUCAACUACCACGAUAAUCGGUAAGUGUGAGCGAAUAUUUCUCUCAUAUUCGAUAAUUCGUGACGAUCUUAAUAAGACAUAUUUUAUAAUUAAACUCUGACAAUGAAUCAAAUCUUUAGAUGGAUUUCAAUAAGUUUUAUCAUAAUUUCGCAUUUAACCUAAAUCAGACAUUAACACAU